CAAUAGGGCUUAUGUGAACAGUCGAGCGCAGUGUGGACACUUUGUUUGAUUGGGAAUAUGAAUGUGUUUAUUUAUUUUCAUACAUCUUGCAAAGUUUCAAACGUCACGCAGACAUUGUUUCUUUCUUCGUACAAAUGAGAGUGGUUUAACAUCUAUUCAUAGCCCUAGUCAUGGCGAAUGAGCCCAGUGAUCCCAUGCCGCUGGAAGAGCCCAUGUUUAUUCUGGGAAAUGGAGAGAUGUACAGGAACCAAACUGAAGUAAAGAUGAGCCAGAUAGUCCUCCCCUGCCAUGCAAACUACUGUGGAGAACUCAGUGCUGGGCAGCUGCUCAAGUGGAUGGACUCCACCGCCUGCCUGUCUGCUGAGAGACAUGCUGGCUGCUCCUGCAUCACAGCCUCAGUGGAUGACAUUCACUUUGAAACCACCAUAGGGGUUGGACAGGUUGUAAACAUUACUGCUAAAGUCAACAGAGCCUUCACAUCCAGCAUGGAGGUCGGGAUUUUGGUGAGCUGUGAAGAUCUCUUCAGCGACAGACAGUGGAAGGUCUGUCAUGCUUUCGCCACCUUUGUGGCCCGACGUACAGAAUCAGGAAAGGUACAGCUGAAGCAGCUGAUUCCACGCACGCAGGCAGAGCAGAUGGAGUACAGCCUCGCAGCCGAGCGCAGGAGGAUGAGACUGAUCCAUGCAGAGAUAAUUAACGAUCUUCUCAGCAGCUGCUCCUCUCAGACAGUGAGUGAGUGUCUAGAUUACCAGGAUGCGGUGCCUGCGGAGCGGACUCGGGUAGAAAGCGUCGAGCUGGUGCUCCCGCCCCAUGCCAAUCACCAGGUCAGCACGUUUGGUGGACAAAUCAUGGCCUGGAUGGAGAAUGUAGCCACCAUCUCUGCCAGUCGUUUGUGUAAUGCUCACCCAACUCUGCGGAGCAUAGACAUGUUCCACUUUCGUGGGCCGUCCCACAUUGGAGACAGACUGGUGUUGAAGGCAAUUGUAAACAAUGCUUUCAAGAAAAGUAUGGAGGUGGGAGUGUGUGCGGAGGCCUAUCAGGGUGGAGAGCCCCUGCGACACAUCAACACUGCCUUCAUGACCUUUGAGGUCUUGGACAAUGACAGGAAGCCAUGCACGUUGCCAAGGAUACGGCCUGAGCCUGUGGAUGGUAAAAGACGCUUUCAGGAAGCCAUAGCCAGAAAGAAAAUCCGUCUUGACAGGAAGUACAUAAUAUCCUGCAAACAAAGUGAGGUUCCUCUCUCGGUUCCCUGGGACCCAAGUAACCAGAUGUACCUCAGUUACAAUAAUGUUUCGGCACUGAAGAUGUUGGCUGCCCGGACUAACUGGGUCUUAACCUCAGAGAAACACAAGGUGAGUUUAUACACACUGGAGGAGAACCAGAUAUUGUGCUUUAAGGUGGAGACUCAUGUGGCUGUGGCGGCCGAGCAGGUGUUUCUGUUACUGUCUGAUCUCAGACGAAGGAAGGCAUGGGACCACCAUUACCAAGAGUGUGAAGUGAUAACUGACUCGCAUGAAGACGACACCAUCUACCAAGUUGUCACCCCCUCUGUGACUAAAGGAGGCAAAGUCCAGGACUUCAUCCUCCUGGCCUCCAGGAGGCGCCCUUGUGAUUCUGGAGACCCUUAUUUGAUUGCCUUGCGUUCUGUGACCUUGCCUGCGUACCCUCCCACUGAAGACUACAACAGAGGAGAGGUGCUGUGUGCUGGGUUCAGUAUCUGGGAAGAGGAAAACUCUUUCACUAAGAUUUCUUACUACAACCAGGCCACUCCUGGCGUGCUGCCCUAUAUCUCCACUGACAUCGCUGGGCUUUCCUCCAGUUUCUACUGCACCUUUGCCUCAUGUAGUGCUUUCCUGGAGGAGAAUAAAGACAGCCUGGCUUCCCUGCCCACCUCCACCCUGUGAGAAAGCUGAAUUCGACAAUCUAUGCUCUUCAAAAAUUGAUUUAGCUUUUUAAAAAAUUGGUUAUGUCAAGAUAUAUAAGGUUGACACAGACAUUCACAUUUAAGUUUAGUAUAAAAGAUCAUGAACUUUAGGUACGUAAAACUCUUAUUUUCCAUACACUCAGAAAAUAAAGGCACAGAACUGUCGCUGGAAUGGGACCCUAUGAUACAAAAGCUGAAAGGCACAUCUCUGUACCAUAUUUACCUCUAAAUGGUACAUAUUAGUACCUUAGGGUGCCGCCCCUGUGGCAGUUUUGUACCUUUUUGAAUUUAGAAAAAGGCAUUAGCAUUGUUUUCAGGGGAGUCUUUUUUGGUGUUGUUGAAACUCCAUAUAUAUAAUAUAGAAAUAUAUACAUGAUUAUUUUGUAAUGUAGCCUUGAUGAAUAAUAAUAUUAUUUAAAAAAGAUUAUAAUUCUCUCUUUUUUAGAUGUUUCACUUUUUAAACUAGAAUGUAGGGUCAUGUGCAAUAAUGUAAAACUCUCUACAGAUGCCACUUCCAGAAGACUAAACUAGUAUAUUGCACUGUUGUCAUUCUCAAUGACUCAAAGUACUAAAUAAAAUAAAAAUAAAACUAAUAAACUUCAAAUAGGUGGCAAGGUCGAUAUGUGGUACUUCCAGGGACAUGCACAAUCACGUUUGCAUAGAUUUUCAGUCUAGUUAGUGACGGAUGUUAGAGUCUAGAGGCCAGAACAAUGCCUUGAAUUUCAAACUGCUUUUUAAAUAAAUACUGUUACAUGUAGCAAUUUAGUGUAGCUCAUCUUUAUUCAAUGUCUAGCUAAACUUGCCUUGGCAUUUAAAGAUCAUUUAAAGAUCCUCUUGUUGAAGUGUUGAGAAAUGUAGCAAAAAAUAAUAUUGUUAUUUGAAUCUACUCUCCUACUAAAACAUGCCAUUCAGUUAAUAUUCCUUAAGUGCUUAUGUAAAGAGUGUAAAAUAAUGACCCAGAUAAUGUGGAAUUAUUUGUUAUGUUAUAGUUUCUCAAUACUUGUGCCUGACGGAUGGGGGUGGUUGUGUAUUAGGGGAGUAUUUUUGGAUUCCUGUUAUGUAAUACUUUGGAUUUUGAAAAGAGGAGCAGAUCUCAAUGUCUAUAAUAUAAUCUUUGCAGACAUCUUCUGGUAAGUAAUGUAAUAUAUUAUACUAUUCUAUCCUAUAGUGCAGUAAAUCUGCUUUUGAAGCUACUGUACACAAAGGGUUCUAACUAACCAAUAUGUAAAUGUCAUGUUAAACCGAGA
This is a messenger RNA of Onychostoma macrolepis, 3171 nucleotides long. It is a transcript of the gene acot11b, whose product is annotated as acyl-CoA thioesterase 11b. Gene Ontology annotation, molecular function: lipid binding; thiolester hydrolase activity. The transcript is spliced from 16 exons. NCBI's taxonomy places the organism in Eukaryota, Metazoa, Chordata, Actinopteri, Cypriniformes, Cyprinidae. The coding region runs from base 171 to 1904 and encodes 577 amino acids. The record is from RefSeq and is a predicted model, not a curated record. Gene Ontology annotation, cellular component: extracellular exosome.